CAACUUUAUACUCUAAAAUGGGCUUGCCUGCAAAUGCAAUUAAUAGUACCACCAUAGAAUUACAGUGGGUUUCUUCCAUUUUCUCACUUUUCUUUUGAACACAGACACAAAUUCCUCUAUCUCCUUCAAAAAAGUAGCCUAAUCAAGCAGAGAGCGGUGACUGUGAGUGCUCUCACUUUUCUAAUCCUUUAUUCCCUCUUUCUUUUCCAAACCCAUUUUUAUUAUCGCUUACUUUUUGGCCUUUGCAUUCUUGGAAAUCCUUUUUUCCCCAAAAAAAUCGAACUGGGUCUGCUUCAAAAGCUUCGCCUCUCACUCUUGGUUACCUGGUCACUCACCUUUUAGCUCAAAACCUUGUCGUUUCUCAGAUCCCUUCAUUCCAGCUGGAUGUGAAGCUUCAGAGCCACAUUUUACUGAAAAUGCUGUCCGGUUCAGCUUCUGGUGGCAUGGCUUCUAUUGAGCUUCUUUGCACCCAUUCCACUGGUGCCACUUUCUUCUUUUUCUUCUUCAGGUAAAUAGCAGGGCCAGAACUGAUCUUUGUUGUCACUUUUGAAGUUACUCUCUUCAAGCAUCCUGUGUUAAGUAAUUGUUCCAAAUGAAGUUCUGUUCAGCACCAGUGGUUCUUCUGCUUUUUGUCACUAUUAAUCUACUUCACCUUGCCAUUGCUGACCUGAAAUCCGAUAAGCAAGCUCUUCUUGACUUUGCAUCUUCUGUUCCACAUCGUCGGAGUCUCAACUGGAACGAUACUACACCCAUAUGUACAUCUUGGGUUGGCAUUACUUGCAGUGCAGAUGGAACUCAUGUGCUUACCCUUCGACUACCAGGGAUUGGACUUGUAGGUUCGAUCCCUCCUAAAACUCUAGGGAAACUUGAUGGCCUCAAGGUUCUUAGCCUCCGCUCCAACCUCCUUAGCGGAAAAAUCCCUUCCGAUAUUACCUCGCUUCCUUCUCUCCAAUAUCUCUUUCUUCAACGUAAUAACUUAUCCGGUGACGUUCCUACCUCCUUUUCUCCCACUCUUAAUGUAUUGGAUCUAUCAUUCAAUUCACUAGAAGGAAAUAUUCCAAAGACUAUUCAAAAUUUGACACAACUAACUGGACUGAAUCUCCAGAACAACAAUCUUUCUGGUCCUAUACCAAAUAUCAACCUCCCUAAGCUCAAGCAUUUCAAUAUAAGUUAUAACGAUCUUAAUGGUUCUAUCCCAACUUUUCUUAAAACGUUCCCAAAUUCAUCCUUCAUUGGAAAUUCUCUAUUAUGUGGACUGCCUCUUAAACCUUGUUCCUUAGUCCUAUCUCCAGCUCCUGAUGCUCCACCUGCCCCUGCUAUUUCUCAAAAGCAGAGCUCCAAGAAACUGAAGAUGGGAGUUAUCAUUGCCAUCGCAGUUGGUGGAUUUUUCCUUCUGUUUCUUGUAGUUCUUUUUGUGAUUCUCUGCUGCUUAAAGGAGAAGGACAGUGGAGGCACCGGCACGAGAAAAGGGAAGGUUUCUGGUGGUGGGAGAAGCGAAAAACCUAAAGAGGAGUUUGGAAGUGGUGUGCAGGAGCCUGAGAAAAACAAGCUGGUGUUUUUUGAAGGAUGUUCAUAUAAUUUUGAUCUUGAAGACCUAUUAAGGGCCUCAGCUGAAGUGCUUGGAAAGGGUAGCUAUGGAACGGCGUAUAAAGCUGUCCUGGAGGAACCGACCACUGUUGUGGUGAAAAGAUUGAAGGAAGUGGUGGUGGGGAAGAGGGAGUUUGAACAGCAGAUGGAGAUGGUGGGGGAGGUCGGGCAGCACCCGAACGUCAUGCCACUCCGAGCUUAUUAUUACUCGAAGGAUGAAAAGCUUCUUGUUUAUGAUUAUGUCCCAGGAGGCAGCUUGUCAUCGCUCCUGCACGGAAACAGAGGAGGGGAAAGAACUCCACUUGACUGGGACACAAGAGUGAAAAUCUGUCUUGGAACUGCAAAGGGAAUUGCUCAUAUUCAUACAGUGGGUGGUCCAAAAUUCACCCAUGGAAAUAUCAAGGCCUCAAAUGUCCUCCUAAAUCAAGAUGUCAAUGCUUGUGUCUCUGACUUUGGCCUCACCCCUCUUAUGAAUGUCCCGUCUUCUCGAACUGCAGGUUAUCGUGCGCCCGAGGUGAUUGAAGCUCGUAAACACACGCACAAGUCAGAUGUUUACAGCUUCGGUGUUCUUCUCCUCGAAAUGUUAACUGGAAAAGCUCCCCUCCAAUCCCCAGGUCGUGAUGAAAUGGUCGACCUACCUCGGUGGGUCCAAUCGGUAGUGAGGGAGGAAUGGACAGCUGAGGUGUUUGAUGUCGAGCUAAUGAGGUAUCAGAAUAUUGAAGAAGAGAUGGUGCAGAUGUUGCAAAUAGCAAUGACUUGUGUCGCGAAGGUGCCCGACAUGAGACCGAACAUGGACGACGUAGUUAGACUGAUCGAAGAAAUCCGGCAAUCUGACUCGGAGAACCGGCCGUCUUCUGAAGAGAACAAAUCCAAGGACUCAAAUGUGCAGACCCCAUGAAUUCUUUCAUUUAGAUUGUGUUUAGUUUCAUUAUUUGAGGAAGAAUUUGUCCAAAUUAGGAGGUAAGAUCAAUCAUUUUCUCUAAGUAAAUGCAUAAUAAUGUUUUCAAACAUUACCUCCAGACCUUUGGCAUGUGUGAGUUCGUAUUUUGUAGAGUGUAUCUCAUUCUUAAAUUUCUUUAGGAUUUGGAUGUGGACCAAUCAAACCUGCGCUUUGCUUUCAAUGAAUUACAUUUUUUUUUUCUAUUUA
Messenger RNA from Momordica charantia (bitter melon), 2734 nucleotides. RefSeq names its product Leucine-rich repeat protein kinase family protein. NCBI's taxonomy places the organism in Eukaryota, Viridiplantae, Streptophyta, Magnoliopsida, Cucurbitales, Cucurbitaceae. Gene Ontology annotation, biological process: protein phosphorylation. The record is from RefSeq and is a predicted model, not a curated record. Gene Ontology annotation, molecular function: ATP binding; protein kinase activity; protein binding.